AUGGAAUCCUGCUGCACCUGUACGACGGUCCUCUCGUCCACUCCUCCCUAUUCCAAAGAAGCAGAGGCCUUACCCCAUGACCGCCGCCUCGAGUGCUGUGCUAGGAUAAUCUGUGGCAAAUGUAUCCAUGAGAAUAAACGCUUCGCCGGCUAUUGCCCUUACUGUCAAGUGUCGUCAACCCCGUCCCCUCUACCACAGCGACUGAGAGAUCCGCCGGCCUAUACCUCGAUGCCAUCGUCAAGUGCCCGAACUACGGGAAUCUCGGAUACGCCUCCGCCGUACAUGCCAGCCCCCGAGACCAAAGGAACCGCCGAGGCCGGAAAGCAUACUCCCGAGUUCGACGACGAAAAGACAGCCGCUCAAGAUAUCCUCCAUUUCCUUGACCAUAAACUCGACAGUGUCACAUCCUUAUCUCUUCGAUACGGGGUACCGACUGCCGUUUUUCGACGAGUCAACAACAUUACUAGCGACCAUCUCUUAGCCGGGAGAAGGACCGUCCUAAUCCCUGGCGAGUAUUACAAGGGCGGCGUUAGCCUCUCCCCGCGACCUAUCGAGGGCGAGGAAGAGGAGCUGAGAAAGAACAAAAUCCGCCGCUUCAUGACCUCGUGCAAGGUGUCCGACUAUGACAUAGCAGUGCUAUACCUCGAGCAGGCUGGAUAUGAUACUGGGGCUGCCGUCGAAUCGUACAUGGAUGAUGAGUUAUGGGAGGCGGAGAACCCUCCAGACAACCGAGGGCUAGGGCGCAGGAUAAGCAAGGGAUACAAGAUUCGCGGGCCCUUUUGGAGAGGACUGUGA
This is a messenger RNA of Ilyonectria robusta, 795 nucleotides long. RefSeq lists its product as uncharacterized. The record is from RefSeq and is a predicted model, not a curated record. Bases 1 to 795 code for a protein of 264 amino acids. The transcript has 2 exons. Lineage: Eukaryota; Fungi; Ascomycota; Sordariomycetes; Hypocreales; Nectriaceae.